This is a messenger RNA of Lottia gigantea (owl limpet), 1065 nucleotides long. RefSeq lists its product as hypothetical. Gene Ontology annotation, cellular component: membrane. Bases 1 to 1065 code for a protein of 354 amino acids. Gene Ontology annotation, molecular function: G protein-coupled receptor activity. Lineage: Eukaryota; Metazoa; Mollusca; Gastropoda; Lottiidae. The transcript has 3 exons. The record is from RefSeq and is a predicted model, not a curated record. Gene Ontology annotation, biological process: G protein-coupled receptor signaling pathway.
AUGGAUACAGAUUUCAUAUAUCCUAGACAAUACGUCCAGUCACAUCUUGCAUUUCAUAUCAUUUACUAUGCACUUGUGCCUGCUAUUUCCUUUUUCGGAAAUCUGUUUACAUUCAUAAUCGUGUGUAAAAUAUCUAAAUACCGGAAGAGUGUACAGGAUUCACUUGUCGGUGCCUUGGCUCUCAACGAUGUUUUAACAGCAAUAAUUGUCAUGCUACCUUCUUUAAUUGCUGAAAUAUGGGGAAGAUAUUUUGGAAGUAAAAUAUUUUGUGAAUUCAGUGCGGUGACAGUUGUUUGGUACAUUUAUACCACAUUCGCUAUCAUAGUGUUAAUUAGUGUUGAAAGAUGGAUUGCUAUAUCAAAGCCAUUCCUUUAUAAGCGUAUGGCCAUAACGCCUACAUUCAUGAAAGGUGUAGUAGGUUGCUUGGGAUGUUUCUGUCUGCUGUUGGCUUCCAUCCCACUUUUCAUAUACCCAGUAACGCUUAAAUCGGGGUGGUACUGCAGUAUGGUAACGUUUGAGACUACCAAUAUAACUUUCAAUGGCACUACAACUUUUGAAGUUACAGAAAUUCCGGUUAACGAAGUAUUGUUCAUCAAAAUUGCCUUCCUGACCGUUGGCAUUACAUUGCUAUUAUCUUGUAAUAUCAGUAUAGCCUAUCAGCUUACCAGGAAGAAAUCAUUUGAUCUCCGUUCUAAUAGACUUGAGAGGAAAUUCGCAAAACUAAUGUGGGUUGUUGCUAUAUGUUUUCUGUUGACAUGGUUACCUAAUUUGUUUGCAAGAUUUGCUUGUGCUCAGGGUUCAGGGAAAUGUGAAAUAGUAAAGUUUUAUGCCAUGAAAGUUGUAAUGGCUGGAUGUGCAGUUAAUCCAUUAGUCUAUGGUGUGAUGAAAAAAACCUAUCGAAGAGGUUAUAUUUAUCUCACAAGAAUGACCCUCCACUACUCUACGUUUACCUUAAUUCCUGCUCCGAAAUACGGAGAAGAAAUUUUUGAUCUACGAGAAGGAAUUCGUGUCAAUGCUGGAAGUUCUUCAGGUACGCGAGCGUCGACAUCGGUGAGUGCUGCUUAA